Sodiomyces alkalinus F11 is the source of this 3114-nucleotide messenger RNA. RefSeq names its product DUF625-domain-containing protein. Gene Ontology annotation, cellular component: nucleoplasm; protein phosphatase 4 complex. Lineage: Eukaryota; Fungi; Ascomycota; Sordariomycetes; Glomerellales; Plectosphaerellaceae. The transcript has 6 exons. Gene Ontology annotation, biological process: DNA damage response; protein dephosphorylation. Gene Ontology annotation, molecular function: protein phosphatase activator activity. The record is from RefSeq and is a predicted model, not a curated record. The coding region runs from base 164 to 2752 and encodes 862 amino acids.
CUCCCCGGCGCCUGUCUGAGGCGCAACAUCCAGGAAACUGGCGCUCACCGUCCUCAGUCCUAUCGACGCCGAGUUGACUCUGCAACAACACCUAGAUAUAGCGCCGGACAUCACCAACCCCCAUCAAUCUAAGCCCGACGCUGUGGUGGGCGCCGAGCCGGUGAUGAUGGCACAGUCGGUGCCUCAUCAGACGACAGACAAGAAGCGCGUCAAAGUCUACGAGUUGCGCAAUAAUGACUGGUUUGACAGAGGCACUGGCUUCUGUACCGCUGGUUUCAUGCAGUUGGACGAUGGCCAAACCCGCGAUCCCAGAGUCUACGUCGAGUCCGAAGACCAACCUGAUCGGCUGCUGUUGGAGACCAAGAUCUGCAGGGAAGAUGGGUUCCAGAAACAACAAGAGACUCUGAUCGUCUGGACAGAGCCGAGCAGUGGUACCGACAUGGCUCUCUCUUUCCAAGAGGCCGAGGGCUGUCAUAUGAUAUGGAAAUUCAUUAGCGGCAUCCAGAGGACAUUCCAGGGCGCUCUGGCCGGUCCAGCCGAUGACAGUCUUUCCGACGACCUCGCGAUCGAUGCGCAGACUACUAUAAGCCUUCCACCUGCGGAUCUGAAGUCCCUCGCGGAGAUUGAAGGGGCGAUGCGUGUCAUGAGUCAGACCGCCAACGGCCGCGAUGCGUUGACCAAAUUCAUUAUGAGCGAUGAUUAUAUUGGGAAGCUGAUUCCACUCGUCGAGAUGGCCGAAGACUUGGAGAGCCUACCGGAUUUGCAUCGACUGUGCAACAUAAUGAAGAUUGCCAUACUACUGAACGAUACUGCCAUAAUCGAACACGCCGUGUCUGACGACUGCCUCUUGGGCGUGGUAGGCGCGCUCGAAUACGACCCCGAUUUCCCGGGUCACAAGGCCAACCAUCGGCAUUGGCUUGACAACCAAGGACGGUAUAAAGAGGUCGUCCCCAUCGAAGAUGAAGUGAUCCGACGGAAGAUACACCAGACCUAUCGACUCCAGUACCUGAAGGACGUCGUCCUGGCCCGCAUCCUCGAUGAUCCCACUUUCUCGGUCCUGAACUCGUUGAUCUUCUUCAAUCAGGUCGAUAUUGUGCAGCACCUCCAGGGGAACGCCAACUUUCUGAACGAGCUGUUCGGCAUCUUCAGGGCCGUGCCCCCAGACCCCCGAAAGAAGAAAGAUGCCGUUUUGUUCAUUCAGCAGUGCUGCUCGAUCGCGAAAAACCUUCAACCACCGGCACGCCAGACACUGUACAACAACUUCAUCGCACACGGUCUGCUCCAAGUUAUUAAUUUCGGCUUGCGGCAUGGCGAUGUUGCCGUUAGGGUCGGCGCCACCGAUAUCCUAGUGUCCAUGAUCGACCACGACCCUCACAUGAUUCGACAGACGUUGUACCGUCAGAUCCAUGACAACCAACCGCUCCUAACAGACUCUCUCGUGGACCUCCUUCUCGUGGAAGUCGACCUAGGCGUGCGGGCUCAGAUCGCCGACUCGCUGAGGAUACUCUUAGAUCAUGGGCCCCAGGUCCAAGCUCAGGAGGCUUUCGCCAAGGCGAACGGGGAGUUCCCCGCACGGGCUCGCCUCGCGCCUGCGGCCGAGGUGCACGAACUGCUCCUGGCGCACUUCUACGAACACACGGCGAAGAAGCUGUUCAAGCCACUCAUGGCUCUCGAGGGCCGGACGGACAUGAACUUUCCCGUCCAACAAGCUUCCAUGUUCCCGUAUUUAAUCGAAACACUUAGCUACUUCAUCCGCCAGCACAUGCACAGGAGCAAAUUCUUCAUGUUACAGAACAACAUCGCCCAGCGUAUCGUCCAGCUGCUUAGCUGUCCGGAGAAGUACCUACGGCUCGUGGCCGUCAGGUUUUUCCGGCAUCUCGUUGGGUUGCAGGACGACUUCUACAUCAACCACAUGGCAGAGAAACAAGUCUUGGGCCCCAUCCUGCAGGUUCUUAUCAAAACGAUGCCCAGAGACAACAUUCUGAGUUCGGCGUGCUUGGAGCUGUUUGAGUACAUUAAGAAGGAAAACGUUAAGGAUCUUCUCAAGUAUUUGGUUCAGCGUCACCGCGAGCAACUCGUCGACCUCAGCUACAUGGAGACGUUCCGCGACAUUGUCUUCCGACAAGAGCAGCCCCAAGGCGGCACGAUGGAAUAUUUCCUAGAGAAUGAGGACGAGGAGGCGAGGAGGCCCAUGCAACCCAACUCGCGGAUGAUGGAACACAUAGCUAUUGAUCCGAGCGAGGAAGAGUAUUGGAAUACGUCGGACGACGAAGACGGUCCGGAGAGCAAGGCGCUAGACGGGCCUCCCACGAACGGGGCGGCGACGACAACGACACCGCAACAACAAAAGCCACUGGUCGAUUAUCCGUCGGACGAGGAAGCUGAGGGGAAAUCGGAUGACGCGGCCAUGCCGCCCUCGAGCGAGACGAAGCUGGGGCCCGACGAGACGGGAGAAACGCAGUCGGUGCCGGUAACACCUCCACCUGCCGUGGGUCCACCACCAGAGCGCCUGUCGGAAAAACGACGGCGAGAGGAGGAGGACGACGACGAGCUGGAGAAGCUGAUGCAGCACAAGCGGCGUAAUAGCAGCUCCGCUGGUUCGAACGCUUCCAUCACACCGGGCAACAUGGUUAGGCGCCGGAGAAGCUUUGCGGAGCGGGCCAGCCCGUCUGGGGCGCCGCGGAAGAUUUCCAUCAGCAUCUCUCCUUCGUUAAAGACGGGUGGGAACGCAAGGUCCGACGAAGAGUCAUGAGGCGUUCUUUUAUUUCUUUAAUCGUUCUCCUUAGGGAAUCCCGGCCAGUUGGGGAAAUGCCACGGGUCAUGAGACGUCAAUGGAGUCUUAUUUUUGUUUCUACCGGUCGCACGGGUGGUUUCCUUUUCUUUUUCUUCUUCUUUAACUGUCUUUCCGAUGAUGACGGUGGCUUCUAUGGACGACGGGUGGAGGAAAGGGGAGGGGAGGGGGGAGGGCGGGGCGUUUACCGAGUCUUUCCCUCGAUGGAGGUUUAUUCCCAGGGAUCAAAGAAGAAGAAAAAAGAUGGUGAUCAGAACUUCAGUGUAAAAUCCGGGUUGUGGCGGACGGGGGCUGGGUGUUCAAAUGGGCAAAGCUGAUGAUCU